CAGGACCGACCGACCGUCCGCCGGCGAGCUGAGCCGGAAGUCGCUCGAGCCGCCGUCACGAGGCCGGACGUUGUCGGCGAGGGUGAAGCGGAGCCGCGGCGCGGGACGGGAAGGACGUGUUCGAAAUGAAUACCAGAGGCCUUAAAUCCCAACUGAAGGACAGUGUUCCUAUUGGAGAAUUUGGCCUUCAUGCAGGACCCUAUGGCGUGCAUGAUACCAUGCGUGGAGGAUUCUCCAGUGUGAAGUCGGAGCUUUUGCCAAGUCAUCCCCUGGAAGUUUCAGAAAGCAAUUUUCAGCUCAAUCAAAAUAAAAUGAAUUUUGCUAUGUUGAGAAAUAUUCAAGGAUUAUAUGCACCACUAAAGUUACAAAUGGAAUACAAAGCAGUAAAGCAGGUACAGCGCUUACCAUUCCUCAUGAGUUCCAACAUUGCACUCGAUACACUUCAAGGAAAUGAUGAAUGCAUUGGAUUUGAAGACAUAUUGAAUGAUCCAGCACAAAGUGAAAUAAUGGGAGAACCACAUCUAAUGAUGGAGUACAAACUUGGCUUGCUGUAAUUAAUGGAAAUUUUUAAGGAUUUUAAAGAGACACGUGUUGCUUCCUGUUGCUCUGUAAAGGUUGUUCUGAAUGUAACCAGAACAUCCAAAAUAUUGACACUUCAACAACUAGCCCAGAAUGUAUAAUUUAAAACUUUCUCAUAGAAUUCAAGUUUGUAAGAAGGAACAAAUGAUAAAUUAAUGCCUAAAAGAAUUCAUCUACCGGAAGUCCAAGUCGUAUGUCUGUAUUAGCUGUUAAGAAUGCUUUAAGUCUCAAUUGCACAUAUGUAACAAAAUUAUAGCAGUAUGUUAAGUUGUACUCUAUUUAAUGCUAUUUAUAGCAUCACUAAAAUAUGACAAGUGUACAUUUACUAUCAUAUCACACUAUCUGACUUGUCAUUUAACAGCAAUUAGGGUUGCAGCAACAUUAUUAACUCUUACAUUUCUUUGUGUAUCAAAUCAAAUGUUGGGGUAUUUUAGAAUGGGCAGCUGGGGCAAGUAUUCAUUGAACAGCUAUAAGUUUUAACAUUUAGUAUCCAAACAUAUUUGAACCAUUAUUGUUCAAGAAAAUACGUUACGAUUUCUCGGUCAUAUUGAAGGAAUACUGUCUCUUUAAAACAGACACGUACUAUAUAGUGGAAGUUAUUGAUUAUCAUUAUAUUCAAUAUUUAUCAUCCAGUUCUUGCAGAUUAAAAAAGCAUAUCAGGGGGCUCUGUAAUCCACUAUAUUUUCAGUAUACAAAAUACAUACACCUUGAAAUUAUCAAAGAGCAAGAUCUUUAACAUCAGCGACGAACUUGAAGAGAAAUGUCAGGCUUAGCACAUCACAAGAAAUAAACUGAUGACUUAAAGUUUAUUUCACCAAUAAUGGAAAUUAUUAGGUUUGCAAACUUGUAACUUUGAACAGAAAUGUAGUUGAUUCUGUAUUUUUUUUUAAUUCCAUAUAAUAAAUUAAUAUUUCAGUUUUAUUAUUGCUUGCUUAUCCUAUUUGAUAGUUAAUAUUUACAGGAAUUGUGGUAUGAAUAGGGCUUGAUAUUUUCCAGUUUUGUUUGGUUCAACUUGGUCUGGGAGUUAAUGGUUUUAAUUAGCAUUCUGAAAAAUUUGGGUGGCUUUGCUUAUUUAAAAAAAACUCAAGAAUCAGGUCACAAACCCUACAAGCGACAACAGUGACAAUUAUGGUCUAGUUUUAAAUAUGUUCUUAAUUCUUCAAAAAUGGCAAAUGGCAGGUUUAAGCAAUUAGUUUCUGCCUAUACUGUUCUUAUUUAACACUUCCACAUCAAUAAAGCAUAUUAUGAACAAGUGGUCAGUAGUCUGGACAAACAUCUUGAAAGUCAGAUGUUGGUAGGUUAAUUAGCCACUGUGAAUAGCUUAGUUGAAGAUGAACGGUUGCAUUUGGAGAGAAUUGAUGGGAAUAUUGGGAGAAUAACUGGAAUUAGUAUGAAUGGGUAUUAUUUGAUUAUCAGCAUGAUUUAUUUCAAUGGACUAAACCUUCUGUGUUGACUCUGUGGUAUGCCAAAAGCUAAAAGAAUGAAAAGAUAAACUUUUCAUGGUUGACAUUAAUUGCCAGAAUGGAGUUUUUAAUUAAAAGAAAAAAUAAUUAUUUAUGAGUCUGGCCUAUGGGAUAUUUUUCAGUUUUUCUUUGAUCACUUAAAACUGGAAAAGUCAACUCACGAGUAUAUUUUGUAGAUAGAAGCUGGAUUGUGUAUGGGUUAAACUUUUUAUUAUAAAUUUGCUGAAAAUAAAAAAAAACUUUAAAUUGCAAAUGUAAAGAGAUCCUUCUUUUAAAAUGCUUCUCUGGAAUUAAAUGCCAGUAAUAAGCAGCUGUGGCAAUUUGUCAUGCAAUUAUUUUGCUUUCAGAAUUCAAAAUGAAGAGUGUGUUCAAAGACUUAAGAAUCCAUUGUUGGUCAGUUACAGCAGGGCAUUAGAUAAUGCACAGAUUAAGUAGUAUGGUAUAUUGCUUUUAUAGAAUAUAAGGUUUAAAUUUUGUUAUGUAGAGGAAAGAGGUGGCAUGUUUGUAUUCUAAAAGUGUAGUCGGUGAUUGGUUGAUAAGCAUGAAUGUCUUUAAAUUAAGGACUGCAAAGGUAUAAUUUUUACAACUGUUUUAAAUUUAUAUGGUGGGACAGGUUGUGUCUGAUCUAUGGUAAGUGGAAGAUGAGACUAUCUUGAGCAAGUGCAUCUUCAGGUGAUGCUGAACUACAAUCUCACCAGAUUGAAGUUAUUUAUCUGGAGUAUGAUUUAAAGUCACUGCAGUUUGUAAGGGUUGAGUAAAAACUUACUGACAGUUUUAUUCUAGAAAUAUAAGUACACCCCACAAGAAAAUCCUAGACGAAAGUGGCAAGUGGAAAUUUACGAGAGGUUAUUGGUUCUCCCCAAUAGUUAUGAUUUCGCUGCUUAGGAAGGCAAGAAGAAAGACUGCAGAGUGAACAGUCACAAUGCAGAGCCAAGUCACUGUUCCUUAAAAGGAUGUGGAAGUCAGGGAGUGUGCAAAAUAGAAUUGUGAUUGUGAUUAGAUUAGAUUAAAUUAUGAGGACACUCAGUCCUCGUUUAUUGUCAUUUAGAAAUGCAUGCAUUAAAAAAUGAUACUAUGUUCCUCCAGAACGAUACAACAGAAACACAGGACAAACCAAGACUAACUGACAAAACCACAUAAUUAUAACAUAUAGUUACAACAGUGCAAAGCAAUACCAUAAUUUGAUAAAGAGCAGACCAUGGGCACGGUAAAGAAAAGUUUCAAGUCCCGAUAGCCCCAUCAUCUCACGCAGACGGAAGCACUGCAAACUUGCCAAUGCGUUAGAGCACCCGACCGCAGCCAACUCUGAGUCCGUCCGAAAACUUCGGGCCUCGGACACUGAGUACCAUCUCUGACGAGUGCUUCAACCCCACCCCAGCCACCAAGCAACAAGCAAAGCCGAGGACUCGGGGCCUUCCCCUCUGGAGAUUCUGGAUCUGAUGUAAUAAUGAGAUGCAGUAUGUAGUGCCGUCUUUAAGCAAAAACAGGAAUCUCUCUGUCUCUGUUGCUAAUCAGUGCUGGGAAAGGAAUUACUUACAGUAGCUGAAGAUGAACUUGGAAUGUGUGAAAUUAAAUGCAAAUGUCAUUGUCUAUGUUGGAGUAAAAGACACAGAUAGUAACAGGAAUCCUCCUGGAAUUAUAUCAGAAAAUAGGUUCUAAAAACACAGGACCUUGAUGAUGAAUCCUGGAUUAUGACCUGAAUCCUGUGUAAAUUAGUAAAUAGGUAGAGCAAGAUGAUUGAAAUGUGGAGGAAGAGUGAUUACAUUUCAUGGAACAGUAGCAUCAGUUUUGGACAGGAUGAAGCUGUUUCUGGACUAGGAUACCUCCUGUGUCUUUUUUAACCUAUUAAAAAGGGGUGUGGUCUAAAAUAUGUGGGCAGUCUAAGUACAAUCAGAACAGGAAAUGGAAUAGGAAACAAUUAAGGAAGAGAGGAUAUUGAUAAAAUAAAAUUGUAGGGUUAAAAAGGUAGUUGGUCAUAGAGUGAAGAGACAUUCUAUGCAAAAUGAGUUAAACUGUCCAUGAACACCAUGUCCAUAAGAAUUUGAACAAAUUGGACAACAGAUCUUGACCCUUUGAAGUAUCAGUGCUGAGAUAUGACACUCCUGUAGCAUUGUCACGAUGUUGGUAUUAUCGUGAAAGUUACUGGAGCAAGUGGAUUAAUGCACAACCAGCUUAUUACUGAUUCACUGAAACCAAGGCCAAUUUGAAAUAGUCACAGGUGCUCAUCAAUCUAUGGACCAUCAGUGGACUCCAGAAGACUUGUGACAUUUUCUAAGUAUGUGAUUGGAUCACGAUGGGUGAUUGGUGAUGUUCACUUGUAGGACCUUGAAGUUUUCCACCCUCUUGACCUCAGUACCUUUGAUGUAAAUAGGAGUUUGUGCACCACACCUCUUCCUGAAGUUAAUGACCAGCUCUUGUUUUGCUGACAUUAGGAGAAAGGUUGUUCUAAUGACACCAUGUCACUUGGCUCUGUAUCUUCUUUCUGUAUUCGGAUUCUUCAUCAUUUGAGAUUCGGCCCAUUGAGAUGGUCUUAUCUACAAACUCGUAGAUGGAGUUUGAGCAGAAUCUGGCCAUGCAGCCGUGAGUAUAUAGGAAGCAAAGUAGGGGAUUCAGAAAGCAGCCUCAUGGGACACCAGUGUUCAGUAGUCAUGGUGGUGUUGCUGCCUAUCCUUACUAAUUAUGGUCUGUUGGGCAGGAAAUCAAGGAUCCAGUUAAAGAGGGAGGUAUUUCCCAGUGUAGGAAAUCAGGGAUGAGUUUGCUUGGAAAUAUAGUAUUGAGAGUGGAGUAUUAUUCAAUAAAUAAUCGUCUAAUAUAGGUGUUUUUACUGUCCAGAUGUGCUAGAGAUGAGGUUAGGGAGAUGGUGUCUGCCAUAGACCUGUAUUGGCAGUAUGCGAAUUGCAUUGGGUCAAGGUUGUUUGGGAGGCUGGAGCUGACAUAUUUGUCUAUUUCAGCUUGUGUUUUAGUCAUGAAUAAUGAAUCAACCCUUCACUGUUUCUCUGUGGUUGUUGGGAUCAUCCUCAAUCACACUGACCUUGCUCACAGUGUUUAAGAAUUUUUAACUGGACUAAACAGUACUUUCAGAGGAAGAGCAAUAAGUGAUCCCCAGUUCUCUUUGGUCUAAGUACAAGAAAAUCCCCCCUCAAAUGUCAAAAGCAUACAUUUUUAAUUGCAUAAUUUCUCAGUGAUAGCUGUACACAUUUGCCUUUAUAUCUAACUUGCUAAAUGAUUUUAGGUACAAACUGAACAGUUUAUAUUCUGCAGUGCCAUCCUCUGGUUAUGAUCAGUACAUCAAUUAUUGUUAAUACUCUGUACUAACUUGCUGUUUGUGAAAGCAAAAUAAAUCCAAUAAAAUUGAGUAAAAAAAAAGCUGAAACUACGCAAAGGGAACAAAUGUUUACAAUUAGAAAUAUUUGGCUUGAGUUGGCAGAUUGUUUUGGAGGGAUAAUUGAAUAAAUAAGGAACUAACCUUAACAAGUGAAUGGAGAACUGGAACACAACUUCAUUUUCCAACCAGAGAAGCUUUUGUUGUUUUAUCUUUUCUAAUCCUUAGACUUUCAUAAGAUGCCAGCCAGAAUUAUUUAUGAUUUAAAGAUCACCUCCUAAAUUUGAGACAUGGGCCAAUUCAGAGCAAUCUUCCAUAGUUAAGAAUAACCCUCCCAACCCAGGAAUCAGUCUUCAGGUCCAACAUUUGCAUAUAGAAAUUUGAUCGUGUAGCUUUAUCUCUGCAUUACAUAUUUGUAAGGGAACAUAUCCCUGAGGGAUAAUUAAUGCAAUAAUUAAUGCUACCUGGUUGUUAGCAUCACUUAAUGCGUAGACAAGCAGGAUUGGUGUGGAUCCAAGUGCUUGCUGCCUUGGUUGCCACAUUGCAGGGUUGGAAAGUGCUGCAGAUAUUUGCUCCCUCAACCAAGCUACCAAGCCUAUGCUUAUGAAAGAUCUUGGCAUAGUGACUAAGGAGUAAUCAUUUCUACUUGUGUAGGAGUCUACAUUAAUUGGACACACACUGUAUAGGGUGGAAUCUGGAAUGAUACAGCACUGAAGAAGGCCACAUGUCCAUCAUAUCUCUACUGAUUCUUUGAAAAAGCUAUGCAGCUAUGUCCCUCUACCUGACUGUCCUGCAAAUUCUACAUUCUGACUUUUCUCCAUUUUGAAAAUCACCAAGAAAUUUCCUUACAUUAUACUUUUAGGUAGUAUAUUUCAUAUUACAACGAUUGGCUGUGCCAAAAAAAUUCCUUGCAUCCUUUGUUUUAUUCUAAUCAUCUUAAUACUUCGUACUUUGGUUAGUGAUCCUUCUGUCCCCUUGGAACAUUUACUCCAUUUUCAGAAUUAUGAUUUUUGAAUCUUUUUCAAAUCACUGCAGCUUCUUGUGCUCUUGGAACUAUCCCAGCUUUUAAGUUCUAUCUAAUGUUCUUUAUUAUGGCAAAUCACUUUUGUAUCCUCUCUAAGGCCCGGGUAUUCUUUGAAAAUGAGUUGUCAGAAUGGAAUAAAAAUUAAGCUAAUCAAUAAAUGUGUAAAUUUGCUGUUGUUAUUAUCUGUAUCUCUAUUAACACAAACUUUACAAAUUCUUUACACAAUAUGUGUUAAGAAUAUGGAAGCCAUUGAUGAAAAGUUUGGAGCAAAUAAGGUUAGGAUCGGAUGACCAUCAGAUGGGCAGGAGGCUCAUGAGGUACAGAAAUCAGUUUAUAUGGCUUUAGGUAGAAUGGUCUACAGUGGCAUGCAAAACUUUGGGCACCCCGGUCAAAAUUUCUGUUACUGUGAAUAGUUAAGCGAGUA
Mobula hypostoma (lesser devil ray) is the source of this 6812-nucleotide messenger RNA. It is a transcript of the gene pomp, whose product is annotated as proteasome maturation protein. Gene Ontology annotation, cellular component: cytoplasm; nucleus. The transcript has 6 exons. Lineage: Eukaryota; Metazoa; Chordata; Chondrichthyes; Myliobatiformes; Myliobatidae. The record is from RefSeq and is a predicted model, not a curated record. The coding region runs from base 126 to 554 and encodes 142 amino acids. Gene Ontology annotation, biological process: proteasome assembly.